Molecule: messenger RNA, 611 nt
Organism: Ambispora leptoticha
Lineage: Eukaryota; Fungi; Glomeromycota; Glomeromycetes; Archaeosporales; Ambisporaceae
Source: the annotation of a GenBank genome assembly
GGGUAGACAUCCCGACACUAAGUAAUUGCCACAAAUGUAACGGGCAAAUUUUAUCGGUUCCACUUCGAGCAUUCACGAUACUCUCCUGUGGACAUAUUCUUCAUCAAACUUGUAUCCACGAAAUUAUCAUGGGAACCGAAGCAAAAUGUCCGGUAUGUAAACUGCGCAUCGAAAUUAUCCAGAAGGAAGACGGCAGUGAAGUCUAUCAACGAACGCAAUCAAAUACUAUGAUAAUACCAGACGAUCAGACUCCACCACCUACUGCACCCAUACAAAGCCAGUCAAAUCGAACCAACGAUGAGCAAGACCGAGAACCAGCACCUCCGAAUAAAGUACAAGGUUUGAUAACCGAACUAUCCACACCCACUAAAGGUGAAUCUGACGAAGCCGAUGAGAAUGAGUUAUCUGAUGGAUCAUUAUCCCAAGGUUUGGCCCGGUUAUACCAAAAAGCGAUCAAAGCAGAGAAACGCGUGACUUAUGCAUAUCAAGGGGAAAUUUGGUGUUGGUAUUACUAUGUGGAAAGGUUUGAAAAACGGGUUAAAGAAAUUACGAACAGUGACAAUAGAAUUGGUGAUAGACAGGCAAGGUCUCAGUUGUUCACGCAAACGUGA